Molecule: messenger RNA, 3932 nt
Organism: Colletotrichum scovillei
Lineage: Eukaryota; Fungi; Ascomycota; Sordariomycetes; Glomerellales; Glomerellaceae
Product: FHA domain-containing protein
Exons: 2
Coding region: 975-3224 (749 amino acids)
Cellular component (GO): cytoplasm
Molecular function (GO): protein binding
Source: RefSeq, a predicted model, not a curated record
UUUUUUUGUCACUACCACACAUCUUCCCUCUUUCUUUGCUAACGUAUGAUCUUGUUCAUAUGAAGAUCACAUCCUAGCUGGCCCAUGGUGGAAAAGUCCAGUCAAACACCCAAGCUUUGGGGGCCUGUGCUCAGCUGAAGUGAACUGAACCCUCACGCUGAACAGUAACCGAACCAACUGUGGUGGACUGAGAAUUUUCCGGUCCCUCGGUCUCCCACCCGCUGACGCUGACGCUGAGCCUUUGAGGGAGGCCCUGCUGUUUCCGACCGCCCAUGUCCCAGACUCCCAGACUUCCAAGUCGGCUCCGGCGCGUGUUUCCGAACGCUGUUUGGCCCGCCCACCACUGGCACCAUAGGCUCUCCCCCAGCGCCAGCGCUCACCUCACGCACUUACGCUAAGCGCUUAGCGAGACGGGGCGACACGUUCUGUUCUCUCUGCCCAAAUCCUAGAUUCAACCUCACCUACCCACGGAGACCACCCGAUCCGCCGACGACGCUUCCGCUUGAGCCCAUCGUCGACCGUGGUGCUCAAAGAAAACCGUCUCUUUGCCCACGUCCUCGACAUUGCUGGUAUGUCUCUCCUGCCUGUCUGAUCCUUUUUGGCCCGGUUUUCUGCGACCCCCCGUCCCGUCCCAGGCCCUUUCUGGGUCGCGCCAAUUGGCUGCCCACCCCUAUCCUUGCCGCGACAUCAUCGCUGACUUAUUUUUUUAACCUGCCAGCUCAGCCUCAUUGCUUUCUACCCUCCGCAGCGAACCCCCAUCGAUUCCAUCUGACAUAUCCGCGUUAUCUUUCGGCGACUGAUCUUUACGAUACCCUCCGGGCUGCUUUACGAAUGGUCAAAGAAGGAGCCCCCGACGUCACCUAGACCAGACCACCCAUCAAUAUCGAUACCCUACGAGCUGUCAUCACCUGAUCGUUCUUCUCACGACUUGCAGUGUCCUACGAUCCUUACCUGAAUCAAACGACGACUUCCCCAUGACUGCCGUCGCGAGCCCGCCCAGCUUCCAGCAACUCAAUCGACCGGGAUGGAAUGUUAAUGGCGGCCAAAGUCUGAAUUCGAUGAACCCAGAAGACGUCAGAGGCAUGUUCGCCGCACCUCGGAAGACGCUGCAGCGGAGCAACUCUUCCUCCUCGGUCUCAUCUACCUCCUCCAACUCAUCUACUACCACUGUUGCCACCAAUGGCUCGCAACCAAAUGGCACCCCGGCGUCUACAAACUCUGAUAUGAGUUGGUCCAGCACCGCCUCGAGAAAGCGGCCACAACCCAAAGGACCAUGGCCGCCAGGCAAGCCAGAAGGUCAAGCCGAGUUCGGCAGACCUAUUAUGCGAAACGCCAUCAACGGCAUCAACGGCGGUUCGUCGCUGCAGACGGCUCCAGGCCAACCGCAAAUGAUAUCGCAGCAGGGACUCGGGGCAAGACCUAUGGGUGACCCGAUGCCUAGCGGGCAGCCUGUGCUCUAUCUUUUGUCGCUCAAUGGUACCUUUGAACGCAAAACCAUCUCGGUACCAUUCUACCCAGAAAGCCUCCGUAUUGGUCGCCAAACCAAUCAGAAGACGAUCCCGACUGCCACCAACGGCUACUUUGAUAGUAAAGUGCUAUCAAGGCAGCAUGCUGAGAUAUGGGCAGAUCGCACCGGCAAGAUAUACAUCCGCGACGUCAAAUCGUCCAACGGAACCUUUGUCAACGGCACGCGUCUCUCCCAGGAGAAUCGCGAAUCCGAACCGCACGAGCUACAGACGGGAGAUCAUUUAGAGUUGGGAAUCGACAUUGUGAGCGAGGAUCAGAAGACCGUCGUCCACCACAAGGUUGCCGCCAAGGUUGAACACGCUGGCUUCAUGAGCCCCUCAAGUAACGUUAUGGACAUGAAUUUUGGCGAUUUGGACCCCGCGAAUGGUGGCAUGAUGAUGCCGGCGCCAAGCCCGAUGCCCUACCGUGGCAGGACUGGAAGCAACGCAUCAAUGGCAAGCAAUGGCCGCAUGAUGGCACCCCAGAAUAUGGCUGGCAUGGCACCCAAUGGUGGAGCAGCCCGUGGAUUUUUGUUAACGCCCAUUACCACGGAGCAUAUCGUCAAGAGACUUCACAACGAGAUGCGCAAUGCUCGAUUGCAGUCUCAAGACCUCUCCCGGACGGGCCAAUUCGUCCACGCUCUCUUGAGCAAAGAUGAUGUAAAGGAUCUAGAGAAGCCGGAAGCCCCCGAACCUCCGAAGCAGCUUCCCAAUGGCAACGCUCUACCUUUCCGUACCGAUGCGAAGACCAGAUUUUCCGAUCCUCCUGCCCCACCUCCUCAGCAGCCGCUGCCUGAGAAGCCCGAUGUGCCUUCACUGAAACGAGGUACCACUGAGCGACCGAAGACUAAUAGCACCACCUCGCCCGUUGGACGAGACAAUUUGCAUCAGAUCAUUCAGUUGACCGAAGCUUUGAAUAACGCAAAGAAGGAGAUGGACACCCAAACGGCCCGUAUUAAGGAUUUGGAAGACAUGCUCCGAAAGGAACGGGAGGCACGCGAGCUAGCCGAGGAUAUGGCAAAGAUCCUUGAGGACAGUGCCUUGAAGGAAACCAAUGGCGCGCCCAAGGAACACGAUACCGAGGCUCUCCUUGAGGAGGCUUUUGAACCACCUCGCGAUACCGCCGACACCCAGGAUAUCGAGAUGACAGAUGCCGAACCGCUCUCCAAGGAGCCUGCGCCAGAGAGCGCUGAGGAUAUUGCUGCACGUUUCCAGGUCAAGCUCGACACAAUGAUGUCAGAAGUGACGGACCUGAAGCAGCAGAUGGAGGCUUGGAAGCAUAGAUGCGAGAAGGCUGAGACGGAGCGCGACGCCGAUCGUCAAACCUUGGCCGAGAUGGUUGCCCAGAUUCGCAGAGACGAGGAGGCUAGGCAAAACGCAGCUGCUGCGGAGAAGAAUCGUUCUCUUUCCCGAGGACGACGCGGCCGGAGCGAAGGACCUGCCGACAAGACAACUUCAGUUGUUCAGGCCAAUGGAUCCGGUGAUCCGACGCCAGCUCCCACGCAGGCAGAGUCACCCGCGGAUGACUUUGGCGACAAGCCCACGUUGUCGCGAGCCAACACCAUUACGCCACUUUCCAUACCUCCAGGCAAGCUGGCAAAGGACCAGGCCAUGAUGGCCGGUGUUCCCUAUGCUUCCAUGCUUGGCGUGGUCAUCCUUGGCAUGGGUCUCAUGGCUUACAUCAACGGCUGGCAACCCGAGCCGACUCCCCGUCAUUGACCGCGUCGUUUGCAGCUGGGCAUAUCUUGGCUCAUUCUCUAGACAAGCACUUCAACGUUGGCGUUGCGCAUACUUAGGGCGUUUCUUGCAUUGAAAGCGGUCAUUCGUUUUCCACCGACCUUUACCAAGUCGCUUUUUCUUUCCCUAUGUACCUACUACCUUUUCCUUUUACUGUAUGAACUGCGAAGACGACGACGUUUUCUUUCCCUUUGUCUCUAUUCUCACGGGCAAUAGGGACGGCUGGGAGGGAAACAAAUGGUUGGAGAUGGCGUUUAAGAUUUUCUUCCUUUCUGCGGGCUGGUGUCCUCAAUCGAGGACGUUUCGAUCGCGCUGCAAGCACGGUGUUCUUUUUGUGACUUGGGCAAACCCGGAAUGGGAAACGGGAUGAUGGACGACGACGAAAUCUUUUUUUUACUACACUGGGCACAAAAGAAUAACUCAAAUUCGAGAUGACAACUUUUUUGCUUCAGAAAAGACAAGUGUGUCCCGCUGCAACAUCCCUGAUGGGGGUGCUUGCAGUGUCACCGAUCGGUAUGCGGGCGCCUUAACCGCGCGCCUUGCAGGAACCCGUCAUGAGGCUUCUAGGCCACUUGACUCGGGACGCAGUCUACAUGAACAUGAGGGGAAGGACUGUAGAUUACGGGCAGUAUGGCAGGGGUGGAUUGACGAGAUUAAUGUUUGCAUACAGUACUCAAGGCCGGAUGGGAA